AAAGGUCAGUUGGUUCCGUCGUUAGGUCUUGUUAGUUCAUCCUUCUCCAAGUUUCUAAUGGAUUGUAGUCGUCAAAACCUGGAGUUUUGCAUAUUGCGAGGUACACUUACAUAUGUGUCUGAUUCGUAAAUCGCAGUGUAAUGAAAUAUAGCAAAGAGAUCGUUGGAGAAAAAUAUUUAACAUUCAAGUUUAAAUGACUUAUCCUGUGCAAUCUACGAAGAUAUGCAUAAUCGUAUUUAACAUUCGCGGUUAUGACAAAGACACAGCAGUUACGCAGCAUUUAAUGAUAGGAAAAUGUAAUUAUUUUUCGAUUUAUAAAAAUAAGUUUCGUGAGAAAGUGUAUAAUAAGUUGUGGACAUAUAAAUCAACAGCCUUUUGCAGGAUCUUAUAUGUCUGUUUAUAAUCAUAUGUUGUAUACAAUAAAUAUUGGUUACAUGUGAACAAAACAAUUGAAACCUGAGUUCAAAAUGAACGAUUUAGAUAACUCUGUCAUAAUCUUAACUCCAAAGCCUCAGAGAAAAGAGGCACCUGCAGUGUCAAAGACACAGAAAAAGAAAUUCAAAAAAACCUACUAUGAAAGCCCCUUAAAAUAUAUUAAAUCCAGUGUUAAAAGAUAUGAGCAGAUGCGAGUACAGAAGAAAUUAAUUCGUAAUGCUAGGCGAGCUUCUGAAAAUCAGAGAUGGAUGUUACCACCUAUAGAAAAUGAGUCCUUAGAAGAUAGUGUAAUUGUUCUAAGUGACAAUGAAGAUCAAUCAACUAGGAAGGAAACUCGAAAUAAAGCAGAGAGAAGGACAAAAAAACGACCUUUGGAGUUAUCAAUAGAUAAUAAUAAUCAAAAUUCAGAAUGUUUACAUAAUCCAAGUAAAAGACGAAAGAAAAAUGAAACAGAUCCACUGAUAAAAGGAGGAAACAGCAAUAAAAAGAAUUCGGGAAUUACAACUAUUGUUUUAGAUGAUGAAAAAAUAGAUGGUAUUAAUCAAGGCGCAGAUGAAAUUGUCGUUGUAUGGUCAAACACAAAAACUUCGCCAGAACUUGAUAGUGAGUUACAAAAUGGAUCUGUAAUUCCAGAAGAGGAUGUAUCUUUUAUGAUAGAUCGUACACCAGAUAUGAAAAAUCUAAGUUGCUUGAAAGAGGAAUUAAUAGAUCUAGUGCCAGAAAUAGAGGAAAGACAAGAAAAUAACAAACGUGGAUUUCCGUCUUUUAGUAGUUUUGGGCUAAAAUUACCCAAGGCUCAAAAUAUAAGUGGACACAUUAAAAUGAAGAAACCAACGAGGCGUAAUAGAUUACGAAGUAAACGAAGAAUGCCAAGUUUGCCUCAAGUAUUUAGCACAUUUCCUCCAUAUAGUACACCUGCAAUGUUCAGUAGAGUUCCUGCGUGUGCAGGAAUCAAAUUUGGUACCUUUGAUACAUCGUUUGAUAUUGACCACGAUGACGAUGUAAUUUGUGAAGGUUCAGGUGCUAUAAUUUGUAGAGCUGUAAUUGGUACCUAUCCGAAGCCUGCACAUAAAUUUGGUACAGCUCCUCCUCUUCCUCCUCUUCCUCCUCCUGCUGUUCCUCCUCCUCCUCCUCCUCCUCCACCUGCUGUUCCUCCUCCUCCUCCUCCUCUUAGAUUUGGCAACAAUCCGUUACCUCCAUACAUUAUGCCUCCAACAGAACAACAUCGACGAUGUAUGCAAAGACAGUUUCCAGCAUCCACAAGUUACACAUGUGGAUCAGGUUCUGUACCAUACAGGCCUGCCUCGCCGACUCCUGAUCCUGUGCCGUUUAGAACAUGUAGAACAUUUAAAAGUGGGACAUUAAGAGACAUAAUUAUUGACGGCAACAACGUAGCUAUGCAACACAAAAGUGGUAAAGUGUUCUCAGAGGAAGGAUUAAAAUUAGUUGUAGAGUAUUUCCAACAGAGGGGUCACACUGUGAAAGUAUUUUUACCUCAAUCUAGAUUUUCUCCUUUACUUGAGAAAUGGUACACGGAAGGAAUAGUAGUUUAUACACCUAGUCGUCGAAUUGGCAAUACUAACAGACGGAUAACACCUUACGAUGAUCGGUAUAUAUUAGAAUAUGCGACGUUGUGCGGGGGUAUUGUAAUUUCUUCAGAUCAAUAUAGAGAUCUUUAUGCAGAAAAACCGGAAUGGCGGGAUACGAUCGAGAAACGAUUGAUGGCUCCAACGUUUGUAGGAGAUUAUGUUAUGUUUCCUUCUGAUCCUUUAGGUAGGCGCGGUCCUAAUCUUGAAACAUUUCUAAGACACUGAAUAUAAAAAGGUAUAUGUUGAGUAUACAUUGUAAAUAUUACACGACAGCAGCGAGUUUUCAUAAUUAUUUCUAUAAGCUAAAAACACAUUUUUCUAAAGUUAUACAUUCAUAUAUAAACUGCUUUGACGAAACAGCGUUUUCAUAAAAUUAUAUCAACUUUAUUUCUUUCAUUAAGUUUUAUAUUUCAUAUGUACCAAAAUAUUGCCUUUGGUAUGUACAAAGAAUACGGGUUUUGUUUACAUUACGUUAAUUGUAUCUGAGAUAUAUGUGUAAAUGGGUGACACAUGAAAAUCGCAUUUUUAAAAAUGAUCAAAAACAAAAAUGUUCCGUUCCUGUAAGAAUGUAACACAUUUAUAUUAUCCAUUUUAUAUUGAAAAAGAAUAUUUCGUUCCUAAAGUAAUGUAACCCGUUUAUAUUGUAUAUUGUAUAUUAAAAAUACUUUAACAUUUGAAUAAAUACUGAUUCGAA
Ceratina calcarata is the source of this 2718-nucleotide messenger RNA. RefSeq names its product actin cytoskeleton-regulatory complex protein PAN1. The coding region runs from base 468 to 2249 and encodes 593 amino acids. Gene Ontology annotation, molecular function: mRNA binding; RNA endonuclease activity. The transcript is spliced from 7 exons. The record is from RefSeq and is a predicted model, not a curated record. Gene Ontology annotation, cellular component: nucleus; cytoplasmic ribonucleoprotein granule. NCBI's taxonomy places the organism in Eukaryota, Metazoa, Arthropoda, Insecta, Hymenoptera, Apidae.